GUCUCUCUCUAUCUCCAUGCCUACAUUUCUGUAACAUUUACGUGUUGCGGUUUGUUUACUGUGUAUCGUACAUUAUCCAGGAUUCGUUCCGCGUUGCUGUUUUAUUGGUUCUGCUCUCUGCUUUGGAGAUUCCCCGCAUAGUCAGUGUGUAACUGGAGACGGAUUAGAGGAAGCGCCAUUGGGGAAAGAGGAGCUAAGCGCCGCUCAGAUGAGGUGAUGGGCUCCGAGAUGCUUUCAGACUGCCCUCGAGGCGACUGGAUGGCGAGGAUUAGAGGAAUGGAGAUAGACGUCCGCUUCCGUUAUUAUUUCCAGCACCCAUGGUUGCGCCUGGUUGUAGCCUACCUCGUCACCUUCUUCAACUUCCUCAUCUUUGCUGAAGACCCUGUAUCCCACAGCCAGACAGAGGCACACAUGAUAGUAGUGGGAAACUGUUUCUCUUUUAUAGUGAAUAAGUAUCCGGGUGGAGGGUGGAACUUUCUGAAGGUGCUGAUGUGGAUACUGGCGAUUAUCACAGGACUCAUUGCUGGGAAGUUCUUCUUCCAUCGGAGGCUGUUUGGGCGGUUCCUACGACUGAAGAUGUUUCGUGAGGACCAUGGCUCCUGGAUGACUAUGUUCUUUAGCACUAUCCUUUUCCUGUUCAUCUUCUCUCACAUCUACAACCUCUUCCUCCUCAUAAGUGAAGGCAUGAGUGCUCACAUGGUCACGGAGUACAUGGGCAUAAGGAAUGAGAGCUUUAUGAAAAUGGCUGCCGUUGGUACGUGGAUGGGAGACUUUGUGACUGCGUGGAUGGUGACAGACAUGAUGCUGCAGGACUCACUGUACCCGGACUGGGGACGAACAGCUCGUCGCUUCUGGAAACAGGGCAACAACAGAAUCGUGCUGUUCUGGACAGUGCUGUUUUCCCUGACCUCUGUGGUGGUAUUGGUUAUUAGUACAGAUUGGAUUAGUUGGGAUAAUCUAAACCGAGGGUUCUUACCUAGCGAUGAAGUGUCUCGAGCCUUCCUCGCCUCCUUUAUUCUUGUCUUCGACCUCCUCAUUGUCAUGCAGGACUGGGAGUUUCCCCAUUUCAUGGGGGAUUUGGAUAUGAACCUACCCGGCUUAUCUACAACUCAGCUAAAAUUUAAACUCCCAGUCUGCAAGCGGAUCUUCAAGGACGAGUAUCAUAUACACAUCACAGGCAAAUGGUUUAACUACGGCAUCAUCUUCUUGGUGCUCAUUCUUGACUUAAACAUGUGGAAGAACCAGAUCUUCUAUAAGCCUUACGAGUAUGGCCAGUACAUUGGACCAGGAGAGAAGAUCUACACAGUAGAGGAGCCAGACACUCUUAGCCACUUCAACCGGAGCACGCUAACGUGGGAAUGGCGAUCAACUAACAUAGACCCUCGCACCAACCUCACAUACAUCCACAGAGACAUGUUUCUCCACAGCCGCUACAUUGGGGAAAGCCUGGAUGUCAAAUGCUUGGCGUUCAUUCCAAGCUUAGCUGCCUUUAUCCUCUUUGGUUUCUUUAUCUGGCUUUUCGGACGUUUCCAGGACAGUGAGACGUUCCUGGAGAGCCAGGACAAGACAUAUGAGCGCAUCAAACGUAAGUCACCCUCAGAUUUGGGUGUCACACCUGAGGAGGUGCAUGUAUCAAUGAGUGAGAGCCUGAAAAGGAGUGGCACUCCAAUGUUGCUGCUAGCGGACACUCACCAUUUCGGGUCCUCUACUAACUCCAUAUCCCCCUGUUCUAAUGAGACCCGGGAGACACAGCCUAGCGGUUCUGUAGAUAAAGCAGCAUGUGUCGAAGCUGCAGAUGUUAACAAACUGACUCCAUAACCUUAAGCAAAGCUAAUAUAAACUCUGGAGAAUUGAGUUAUGUUUCUGCUGAGCUCCUCCAACUCCAUCCUUGCCUUGAUGGGAUCGUUAAUGAUGACCAAGCCAAUAACUGAAUACAUGCCUCUAAUGCAGGGCCUGCAAAGAGACAUUGUAAGCUAGCAGUCAAAUUCUUCAGAGACCUGCUUUCAAACUUGUAAUAGAGGAGAUCGUAUAAAAUUGCAGUGUGUUUUCUACAUUUUAAUAAUAAGCUUUUCAAAACACCACUAGUGGCACUGAAAUUUUGGUACUUCUUAUAGUUCAACUUUCUUUUCAUUAGAGUAUUGUAUAUGGUCCAACGGUGCUUAAGCUUCUUUUAUUUCAUUUUAUUAAUUUUUUUUUUUACAUAUUUUUUAUUGAGCUACUUUGGUGCCUACAUGGAAAAUCUGUUUAUAUACCAAGUGCACGGCAAAGUAGUCAUGAGGAAUAUUCGGCAGAAAAAUCUGUGCCUUCAGUAGUUGUGUCCAUUAUUGGACGGUAGAGUUUAAAGGUCUUUUGAGAUGUCAAUACAUUAUAUUAAUCUGUUAUGCAAUACACUGUGUUCACAAUGUGUCUUGUAUUAGCAUUUUAUCAUUUACAAUCAAUUCAAACAUUUAUUUAAAAAAAAAAAUUCAUACCAAAACCAGUUAUACCAAAUAGAAGGCUGAAAAAAUAAUAAUCACCACCAUAUGGUCACUCAAUAAAGUGUUGAAUUUUCACAGAGAUCUUGACUGUUUAUCGUUUAAGUAACAGCCAAUC
This is a messenger RNA of Ictalurus furcatus (blue catfish), 2592 nucleotides long. RefSeq names its product transmembrane protein 117 (gene tmem117). Lineage: Eukaryota; Metazoa; Chordata; Actinopteri; Siluriformes; Ictaluridae. The record is from RefSeq and is a predicted model, not a curated record. Gene Ontology annotation, biological process: intrinsic apoptotic signaling pathway in response to endoplasmic reticulum stress. The transcript is spliced from 8 exons. Bases 217 to 1818 code for a protein of 533 amino acids.